Seminavis robusta is the source of this 4468-nucleotide messenger RNA. Lineage: Eukaryota; Bacillariophyta; Bacillariophyceae; Naviculales; Naviculaceae. The record is from the annotation of a GenBank genome assembly.
GGAUGUCCACGUGGGAUAAUGGGCAGUACAAUCGAAAGUGGAAAUGACCGCUUGAUUCUUUUUGAUCGAAUGGUGCGACCAGCGUAGCCGCUUCACUCACUGGACCAUAGCAUCCAUUACCACAGGGGAGCAUCUUGGUUUGGUUGAUGGUUUAUGUGUUGCUUCCAUUCUAACCAUCCGGAGUAGCUCGUAGCUGUACAACUUCCAUCCUGAUCUUGAAGAAGAAAGAGGGAGAAAGCUUUUGACCAUUGGCAUCAACACGAAAGUCUGUGACCAUUGGAGCCAUCGGCCAUAGAAACGAUACCACCACCUACCAGUACCAACAUAAUCUCAUCAAUCGAGUUGUCUAUCUAGUGAGAGUCUGUUGCCUUUUUACAAGAGCAGCAGAGGUUUGACUGGUUGAUCAAUUGGCUAUCUGCUAUCUAGCUAGUAGGGACCAGAUACCAGCGGGAUAAGUCAAGCUACCCCAUUCUGGACGACACCACUGCAACGGCACAACAGCAGUCCUGUGUUGCAAAGAAGAGGAGAGCAAGUGCGAGAUUAUUAUAGCUAGCUAGUGCCGAGUCGACAACAUGCAGGACGAAUCUCAGAGUACAUCGGUAGAUUAUCCGUCUGAACCUCUUACGAAUGGGGUAGUAUCAGGUCCGUCGACGACGAUACCUUGCGCAAAGACCACGGAGAAUGGCCACACCAAUGGAGGCAGCAGCCACCCUAUCAAUACAUGUAAUAGAAUCAACACCAGUACAAGCACAAGCAACAACAGUGAAGAAGAAGAGUCUGUGGCAAAGGAGAAGGAGGAUACUGGAGGUGGUACGGACAGUAUGGAAAGUUUGAUCGCUCGAUGGUGUCAGGUACAGGAAACCGAGAACCAAAAUAGCACGGAUAUGCUCGGCACAACACUCAUACUGUUAUCACUGCAAAAACUGGAACGAAGAGUGGAAAAGCAAGAAACUUCGCUACAAGAUUUAUCCACUACCAUGCAUCAAAACCAAUCUGCCCUUCAAACGGACCUUUCGCGGAUAUUAUCCUUUGUCAAGGCACAAGAAGAAUCCAACGACAAGCAUCAUUCCAACGAUAAUAACCACCACCACCAAAACCAUCAUCCAGCCAACCACCACCAACUCAGAAGAUCAUCCACCAAUUCCACUGCUCCGCUACAAACGUUCCAUGUCACUACAUCCAAUCACAGUCAUAUCCCAGGAAACGCCGUACACUCCACGGCGGCGGCCAGUGCCAUUAGUGCGCUAUCUGGAUCCGAACAAACCGUCAGCAGUCACCAAGAAUCCACCAACAACAACACUCAUAACACCAACAACAACAACCAGCAGCAAGCAGCGGCGUUACAAGAAAUCGUACUCUCACCCCAACACAAUAUUCAUCGGACGGAUACCAAUAGUAUCCACCCAUCCAGUGUUUUCACUUCCGUCAGAACACUCGAAAAACAACCCCCACGACCACCCAAACGACAUGACAGUUUCCAGAGUCUAGGCAGAAAAUCCAUUGGCAUGAUGAGCUCGGCAUCCAGUGUAGCUUCCUCGGCGGUACUCAAGCCUCCAGCAGUCUUUGUGCCACCGCAAACGGAAGACGACGACGACUCACCUCCUGUGGAUACUAUGAAACCACCCGAACCUACCAUCACUACUACUAGCAAUAGUAUCAAGCGAACCACCAGUGCAUCCACCAACACCACGAUCAACACUGGUGCUACCACGACCGUUGCCAACAACACAUCGGCUAUUGCGGGCAUUGCGGGCGCAGCGGCACUCACCAGGAGCCGAUCCAAAUCAUCCUUUCGCAGUUCCACACCUCAGUUGGACAUUAUCUGGGAUGCUUCCGAACAUACCACGGGACAAUCUCCCCAACAAGCUGCCAAGGCACGAACUACGGCGGACAAUACCAAUCUCAACAGCAAGGGAAUGAAUCUGCGGUUUAAUGCCAUCAAGGCCAAACGACCCAUGUUGGCGGCUUCGUUGGAUGAUGACGACGACGACUCGGAAGAUGCGCGAUCGGCCAAAGUAUUCGGGGCCGUCAAAUCGUACAUGGAUGUCGCCAGUGCGGCAGGAAAUGCCAGUGGGGGAAUCCCCACGCUGGCACCCAUCAACAAUCACGAUAGUUGUCUCACGGGAGUACAGAGCUUUAUGGAUGAGGUGGAAUACGAUGAUGACGACGAUGAUGAUGACGAGGACUUGGAGGAUCUGGAGGAGGAGCACGACAACAGCAACAGUCACAACAGCAACAGCAAUGACGACGACAAGCCACUGGAAGAACCGCAAAAUAAUGGUGGUUUCGUAUUGAGCGCGGCCGUGUCAAUUGCCGAAUCCACGGAAAGUGAAGACGAUUUUGACGAUGAUGAUUUUGAUGACGACGAAGAUUUUGACGACAACUUGGACAAAACAUCGUCCACUAAGAGCGACAGCAAGAAGGAGAGAAAGCAGAGAAAGAAAGAGAGGAAGGAAGCACGCAAGAGAGAAAGAAAGGAGAAGAAGGAAAAGAAAAAGAAGAGCAAAAGCAUCAUCAUCAACAACAAAGUUAGCCCCUCCGAGACGGAAGGGAAGGAACAUCGGAAAAAAUCGAGAUUCAGCUUGCCUAGCACGGCCAAGAUUAUUUGGAAACGGUCUACUGGUACCAAUAAGGAAUCCUCCAGGUCCAGGGAUAGUAGUCCCGUCAGGUCCAGGGAGCAAAGUCCAGUCAUGCCCCAACGGCAGAUUAGCACCAAGACCAGCAAUUCAGGAGAGCGGCCGCCACCCACAUUGGAUAGAGCAUUCAGUUUUGUGGACGACAAUCCACGGACUCAUCAAGUCGCGUCUGGCGCUGACCCUCCACUGCAACCCCCCUCGACUGCCGCACCCACCAAAAAGCUGCAUCGUAGAAACACAAGCGAAACAAACAAUAUAACCCAAACAACGCGUGGUUCCACACGAAGCUUCACGGAAGCGUCGGAGACAAUGACCGUCAAGACUCCCAUGACUGCCAAAACACCACAAGAUGCCAUUGCCAGAAACGAUAUUGCAGAGCCACCGCCGCCACCCCAAGCACAAAAGACACGGCAAAUUUUCAAUCACCAACAACACGCUAGCGCACAAAACAGGCAACACCCCUUCAAUCUGUACAGCAACCAGCACCCUCACCAACCGCAACAAGCCUAUGACAACCGUGAAAAUGAUUUUCAUCAACCGCCGCGUCGCCGGGCGCCCUUUCCGCGAGCACGGGGAAUGAUGCCCACUCUAGUGAAUAGCAAACGCGAGAUCGUGAUUGCCGGUGGAGAAUCGUCUCGUUUGCAAAUCUCGUCCUUGACAUUGGACACGGCUCUGCCGUCGGCUGAUGCUGGUUCGGUCCUGCAAGAAGUGAUGAACAAGUCCAUAACAGACAAAUGCAAAGAACGUGGUACAUACACUGGAACGCUCAAUGAAUCAGAGGAACCUGACGGCUUUGGAACGAUGAUUUACAACAGUGGAGCUUUCUACAAAGGACACUGGAAGGAAGGACACUGGCACGGCCACGGCAUUCUGAGAACACCGAAUGGCGAUGGCUACGAAGGUGACUUUGUCUAUGACUGUCGUCACGGAAGGGGCAUCUACAAAUACGAGAAUGGCGACGUGUAUGAGGGGGACUUUAGCUCAGACAAACGCCAUGGUAAAGGUACCUUUUUGUUUCAAAGUGGAAGUAUGUAUCGCGGGGAUUUUGCUUUUGGAAACUUCCACGGCUAUGGCUGGUAUGAAUUCGACGAAGGCUACUACGAAGGCUCGUGGGCGGAAGGUGUGUACGAAGGAAUCGGAAGUUUGAUUUAUAAAGAUGGCAGCCACUACACUGGUCGAUUCAAAGGUGGUGUUGCCGAUGGUCUGGGCGAGGAAGUCAAACCCGACGGAAGCACUAAAAGAGGCAUAUGGAGAAGUGGUGAAUUCAUUGGCCAAGCGGAUGGGGAGGAAACAGCUUCAAACAAUCAUGAUAUCGUCCUGUCACUGUAGAGCAGGCUGAGCCACGGCGCACUAUCGUUUGUCUGCGGUGUGAUUCUGUGGUGCUUGCAGCUUGCGUCAGUUUUCCUGGAAACUUGGCUCCUCUAGCUAGCUAGAACAAUAGUGUAACCAUACACCCAUAGCUACAGUACAAAUAGGGAGGCGAAUCUCCAAGUGACGGCAUUUGGCAGUGUAAGCUAAGACGUCGACGAAAGACCGCUUCUAAGGGUAGUUUUCUGAAUUACGAUACGGUAUACGGUACGCCUGAGCAAACUAUAGGGGAUGCAAAGUUGCAUGUAGGGGCGUCAAGUCACGGUUGCUCAGCUCACUGCUUUGAAACCUUUUUAUUGGGAAAGGCAUCCUUUAGGUUGCCCCUUGGCACGGCCGCGGCACUGUUUGACAGAGUGGAGUGACCAGUCGAGUGAUGGUGCAGAUACCUUUGCGCGAAUAAAAGAUUGCUUGUGUACCGGUCCAUGUGACCCUUCCAGUCCCAGUUCGAUGCAACAGUUGCGUAA